GGGAUGUGGAAGACAUAUACUCUAUGGACUGUAAGAGCUCUACGUUGCGCGACUGGCGUUCCGUCCCAAGCCACCGGUGAACGGCUCGGAUACGGAUUCGCUGACCCAAGCGAUGUGUUGGCACAGUCCACGCGGUUCGAGGCCUCCAUCUUGCAUACGAAAGCGCCAUCAGAGAUCCUCAUCGAUCUCGGUCAAUGUGUGCUGCAUUCACCCUACCCACUGUUGCUUGCUGCCCCUGAAUGAUUCUCGAUCGCACGCACAGCCGAUGAGUGGGAAAAAAGCCCCUCACUUGUGAUUGUCGAUCAGGCCUGAUAGGAGCUCCCAGCGAAUCCGCCCCUGAGCCGCAACGGCAGUUGGCACGAUUUCGCCACCCGGAAGAGGGGGAGGUGCCUCAUAUUAACAGGCAGUGGUCCACGUAGUUCAUCUUGACCCAUCUGGCCCUGCCCGUCCAUGCGGCUAUGCGUCGAGCCAAGCCGAUCUGGCUUCGCUCUGCGGGUAAGCUGGGCCCUCUGGCGGGACAAUAGACACAGGAAGCGAACGAGGCUCGCAGGCAGUGCGGUAAGGCGCAGGACGGAGGGCUGUUGUCGCCCAAACCCAAGAGCGGGAGCAAAUUGUUGAGAAGAGCAUGGCCU
Messenger RNA from Chaetomium strumarium, 632 nucleotides. RefSeq lists its product as uncharacterized. The transcript has a single exon. The record is from RefSeq and is a predicted model, not a curated record. Bases 4 to 243 code for a protein of 79 amino acids. NCBI's taxonomy places the organism in Eukaryota, Fungi, Ascomycota, Sordariomycetes, Sordariales, Chaetomiaceae.